Molecule: messenger RNA, 600 nt
Organism: Trypanosoma rangeli
Lineage: Eukaryota; Euglenozoa; Kinetoplastea; Trypanosomatida; Trypanosomatidae
Exons: 1
Coding region: 1-600 (199 amino acids)
Source: RefSeq, a predicted model, not a curated record
AUGCGUCUCCUUCAUCUUCUUUGUGCGGUUAUUGCAGUUCUUGCUUUGUUGUUGGCGGUGAUUCCUGAGGAAGACAAUUUUUCAGGGGCUGUGCCUGGUGAGUACUCGUUCCGUGAGUUGAAACAAAAAUUUGGUGAGUCUAGAAAUCUUGACCACGCUGAGACAAGAAAGCUAUAUAAUUCUCUUUUGACCGAAUUCAAGGAGUACUUUAAGCAUCAUAGAAAUACACAGGAAGUGGCGCGGCAAGCUAUUUUCUGUAACGCAUUGCGCUGGAGGGCUCGCUUGUACGCAAGAUCGAGAGAUGGAACAUACCCAAUUCCUGUCUUGACGGAUUGGUUUCUCCAACUACGGGACAGUUACGUUCACGGCCUUCGAUAUCUUCCAAAGAAUUUUUUUCAGGAUGUGGGAAAUGCGUUAACCGGUGAUUUUUCUUUUCGACGUUCUAUACUUGUUAUUAGGCAAAUUCGUGAAUGCCUUUUUCCAUCAGUGGAUUCCACGGGUUGCCCAUCAUAUCAGUUUCUUCGUCAUGUUAGGGGGAAAAAUGAUGACGAUGUGCUUGCAUCAUGCACGGAAGGCAACCCAUGGUAUGGUUCUGCUUAG